AUGGCGGACAUUGAAAGAAGGGUGAGAAGAAUCCGGAAUAUAAACAUAUUUAUUAGAGUAGACAGAAGAUUUUUUAAAGAUAGGAGCAAUCCGUUAGAGGUUUUAAGCAGAGAUGAGGUUCGCGAGAGGUAUAGGUUCUUUCCCGAGACCAUUGUAUAUAUCUGUGGACUCUUGGAUCUGGCAAGACCAACGCAAAGGUCACAGCCUUUGUUAACACUCUUAACAACUUUGGUUUCUCUACACUACUUUGCCACGAACUGCCACCAUAUAGUGACUGCAGACUUUCCAGAUCCAGUGUCAGCAGAGCAGUGUCUCAGUUUACAGACCAACUAUGCGGGAGAAUGCAAGAAUUUAUUUCUUUCCCUGAAGACAAACAAGCAUGUCAAAGACAGUUUUUUAAUAUUGCAGAUGGUAGGGGUGCGUACCGGUUCUCGAUAUGUAUCGAAUACCGGUAUUGAGGGUUCGAUCGAUACAUCGGAUCGAACGUUCCUGUAUCGAUCAAAAUAUCGAUCAAAAGCUAACUACAUGUUAUCUCGUGGCAGAAAUAUACUUCUAUACAUCUUUAAUUCAGAUUUAUAUUUCAUUAUCGUUGUAGGAUUUCCAAAUGUAGUCGGGGUAGUGGACGGUACACAGAUCCGGAUUCAAGGGCCGACGGAACAUGAAGAAGAUUACGUAAACAGGAAAGGCUUCCACUCGAUAAAUGUUCAAAUGAUAUGUGACGCAAGAUUCAUGAUUCUGGAUGAUGUUGCAAAAUGGCCCGGAAGUGUGCAUGAUUCAAGGAUAUUCCGAGACAGCGAAGUGGGCGGGCGAUUAGAAAGAGGUGAGAUCGACAGUUUGUUGCUGGGGGACUCUGGAUAUCCUUGCAGAAAAUAUUUGAUGACCCCUUACCAUGCUCCACAAACACAUGCACAGGAAAGAUUCAAUGAAAGUCUUUGUAAGACAAGAGUGGUUGUGGAGCAGUCAUUUGGUGUUAUGAAAAGACGAUUUCCAUGUCUAUCGUAUGGUUUACGUGUGUCACCUCCAAGGGCAUGUAAAAUUACUGUAUCAUGUGUCAUUUUGCAUAACAUGGUAUACAGAGGAAUGAAAUCUAUGCUAGAGUGGUGGAGGUAGCCAAUCAGCAGCCAGAAGUUUUAUACGAUGGGCCAGGAACCGGAAAUCAUUACCGGGAUUUUUUAGUUAAUGCUUUUUUUGCUUAAGAGCCACUGUUAUUUAUACCAGAAAAUGAAAAUAACACUAUAUAGCCAUAA
Messenger RNA from Mercenaria mercenaria, 1247 nucleotides. RefSeq lists its product as uncharacterized. Bases 1 to 1110 code for a protein of 369 amino acids. The record is from RefSeq and is a predicted model, not a curated record. The transcript is spliced from 6 exons. Lineage: Eukaryota; Metazoa; Mollusca; Bivalvia; Venerida; Veneridae.